Molecule: messenger RNA, 5040 nt
Organism: Trachymyrmex septentrionalis
Lineage: Eukaryota; Metazoa; Arthropoda; Insecta; Hymenoptera; Formicidae
Exons: 15
Coding region: 625-4689 (1354 amino acids)
Cellular component (GO): nucleus
Source: RefSeq, a predicted model, not a curated record
UAAAUAUUUAAAGGAUCGUACGCCCCACGUGAAUGAGAUGAAAAUCUGAGGAAAAGAUUUCCUCGUUGUUAAGUCGCGAAUCUGAUAAGAGUAGAGAGAAUCAAAUUACUGUAGUGGUUAGUGUAGUAGUAGUAGUUCGCAGAAUUAAAGCGCCUCGAUUACUGUCGAUCGCUGUUCCUGUCAGCGGCAUUGUUGGAACUUACUGGAACGGUUAUUAAUAUUAUUAACGUUGUUCAGAUUCAAGGCUUUUGUUUGUGACUCUCGUUUGUCCUCUUCACGUGAGUAGCUCAACGAUUUUGAAAAUUUUGAGUAAUUAUGGAGAAAAAUGACGUCCUUUGCGAAUUGCGACUUUUGUAAUUUUUUCAUAGUAUAAUUGUAUGUACGCCAUAUACAAUGAUGCGUUUACGAGGUGAACACUGUGAAGUCUUCAUCUCCAUUAGAUCUGCUAGAUAAUCAUACCAAACCAUCAUUCGCGGCAUAUUUGUGUCACGUCCGUGUCGCAGCACGGUUAGCAGAUUCUGUUGUGACAGUGAGAUGCUCGAACUUGCCAUUGCGUUGCCAUCCCGGCCGAUCAUCAUUCGGCUGUGAUUGUUCGCGAGCUUCUGCUUCUGUCAUUCAAAUACAAUGUCCUCGAAGAACAGAUCAUCAUCUUCUAAGAUUCAUCCUCUAGUCUGUUCCUUUUGCAAUUUGACCGAGGACAAUGAGCUGGAAUAUGGAAAGAUCUAUGAGCACAAUGGGAUUGUCACCCACUAUUAUUGUUUGCUCUUGUCCUCGAACAUGGAACAGAAAGGAAAUGAUGAUGAAGGCAUACUUGGAUUUCUUGCUGAGGAUAUACAAAAGGAACUUCGCAGAGGAAAAAGAUUGGUAUGCUCGUACUGUAAAAAGCAAGGUGCUACUUUAGGUUGUUGUAACGUAAGAUGCAAACGGAUCUUUCAUUUUCCUUGUGGCAUGAAAGCUGGUUCUCUGCAUCAGUUUUUCGGUGAAUUUAGAUCGUAUUGCAUAAACCACAGGCCAAAACAAAAGAUCGAUGAACAGGUUCUUAAGCAGGCUGCCGCAGUAGAUGUAAUGUGUUAUAUUUGUUAUGAUAAAGUUAAUACUAAUGACUUUGUGAAAACAUUAUGGGCUCCCUGCUGUAAAAAAGAUGCAUGGUUUCAUCGUAUUUGUGUUCAGCAACUUGCAUUGAGUGCAGGAUAUUUUUUCAAGUGUCCCUUAUGUAACAAUAAAAAAGAUUUUCAAAAAUCUAUGUUAGAAUAUGGCAUUUUCGUGCCAAGUCAAGAUGCUUCGUGGGAAUUGGAACCAAAUGCAUUUGAAGAGCUUUUGUAUAGGCAUGAUCAGUGUGAUGCACCGAAAUGUGUUUGUCCAAAGGGAAGGAAGUAUACAAGUACUAAUGCUAAAUGGGAAUUGGUCCUAUGUCGUACUUGCGGUUCACAAGGUAUCCAUAUGUCUUGCGGGCAGUUGAAGUGGGCUAAUCCAGUAUGGGAAUGCGAAGAAUGUACAUCCAUAUUAAGUAAUGAUCGUGUAAAACUAGGCAACAGUUCUGCAAUAGGCAGUACUAGUCAAAAUAGGGAUUCUGAUUCAGAUUUAAAUUCAGACUCAGAUUCAGAUUCGGAUAGUCAGUCGAAUACAGAUAUCUCUGUGGGAACUGACUUCCCUAUGCCGUGCGCCUUGACCGAUUCAUCUUCCACCUCUUCCUUGGAGUCUAUUCUGGAUAAUAUUAAUUUGCGACCUGGACCACGUUCUUUUAAGUUACAACAGCAAAUGAUUAAACUAGGCCAAUGGUUGGACUUAACAAGUACUGUGCUUGAAAAGAAUAUAGCUGCUAUUGAAACUAGUACGAAAGAUGAAUUAUUAUCAAAAAAUGAAUCCUUAUCAAAAAAUGAUGAUGAGAAAAAGGAACCAUCGAUAAGUAAAGAAAAUAAAGAAAGUAAAGAAAAUAUUCUUCAGCGAGAAAGUAAGGAAGAUAGCUUCCAGAAAGAAAAACAGUUGCAUCUUCAGCGAAUAAAUAAGGAAGAUAGUCCACAAAAAGAAAAACAAUUGCCCAGCAAAAAUGAUGAAAAAUCUCAGCCGAUUCAGAAGAAGACGGAUGUUAUCAUAAUUGAAAGCGAUGACGAUGAUGUGGAGCUUAUUACAUUAACACAAAAAACGAAUCUUUCAUCUGUACACAUGAAGCAGCCUAUACAAUUUAGCAGUUUGUGUCUUCCUAGUACUUCAACAUUGAAGAAGUUAAAUGCAACAGUGGUAUCUAAUAAUGUAGCGACAAUUGAUUUAUUAGAAAAGGAUUAUAUCGAUUUAACAAAAUCUAUUGCAUCAGAAAGAAAAGCUUCAAAGAAAAACGCAUCUACCAUCUCCAAGGACCAAAUCGAUGUAGGUACGUCACAAGAAUCUACAUUAGAUCUAAUUACUUUAAACGAUGUGAAAACGAACACGAAAGAAACAAGCGAAAUGUCAUUUAUGAAUAUCAAAAUUACUAAUGUUGUUUCUCUGCCACCUGAAGUGUUUGAAAGUGUACCUGAUGUUAUAUGUAACGAUAUCACAUUACAUGCGAAUACCACUAAUACCUCGCCUCUUUCUAUAAAUGAAACAUUGGAGCAAUUCGUUACCUCUGUCUCGUCGAAGCGUAGCAUGCACGAAGCGAGUAACAUCAACAACUGCAAGAAGAUCAAAAGAAAUAAUUUCGACGAAAGGUUGCACGAAACAUGUUCUCGAGUCGGAGCUAUAGAAUCUGAUAGAAAUAAGACAAAUAAUACUCAAAAUGAUGCAAAAAAUAGUACAAAUAAUAUAGAUAGGCAGCAAAGUGAAAGAACAUCUGCAAACAAGUUCAUUCCGCUGUUAAGUAAUAAUCCAGCAAAUAAUUCAUCUUCACAACACAAUUAUAUACAAAUUAAGGCGAAUGAUAUGCAACAUAUGAAUCAAAUUUUAUCAAAUUUGGAAGGAAACACUGUACAUGUUAAUUUAAACCAGAGGAACGAAAACCAUGUCACACAAGCAAAAAAUACGACAGAAUUUAUAACUUUUACCAAGACUAAUCCAGUUUUGUUGCCAAUUGGUAGUUAUUAUCUUCAACAAAUACCUAAUUCGAAUUUUACAAUUGAACAAAAUGACGGAAGAAAUGAAACAAACUUGUAUGAUAUAUCAUCGAAUAACGUAAUUCUACCGCGUGUGACAGAUAAUACCACUGUGCUUAGUAACUCAACAGUACUUAGCAAUCCUCUGCUUGUAAAUCAACCAAUAAUGACCAAUGUAACUGCGCCUAUUCUGAGUGAUAAACGAAUAGUAACAGUAAAUCAACAAGAAGCUGCAUCAAGUAAAGAUGUACUUACUAGUACACCUAGUAUUGAGAACAUUUCCACGAACAAGGCGACACACAAGAAGAACUGUGACGGGGAUGCAGGCACCAGACCUGUUGAGACUGAAUCUACCAACUAUAAGAAAGCUGACCCAUCAAAUUAUUCCCACAGUGUCUUCGACAAACAAACCAUUGCCCGUCAAAGAUCUAUCGCAACCUGCAGUGUCUUCCCACAAAUCACUAACAAUCAUACCACAUGUCAUCGACCUGGACUGAUACCGCGUUACGUGAAUCUACAGGACCUGAAAUUUCGAGUCUGCGCAUCGAACAAUAUUGAAAUGAUUUUAUACGAUACGUUCUCCGUAAAUAUUUCGAUGAAGGACCUCAAGGAAAGUAAAAGAUUGGCAGGUGUAGCUGCAUCGCGGGAGGCAAAAGAAAUGUCUACCAUUGCAUCUUGUGAAGCUUACAGUUCAGAGUAUAUCGAUAAUAUUACAACUGAGAGACGUACCGACAAGCUUUUUCGCUCUUUGAAAAAUGAAAAUUUUUUAAUUAAUGACAAAAUGUACAUAGCACACAGUCAGGAUGAUGUUAAAGAGAAUUUAAAUCCGAUCAGAUCUAGAGUACCAUCGCAUAACGAUACAUUAGACAAUAUGAACUCGACAAAUAAUGUUGACAGCGCAAUGAAUAACUGUUUUAAGGAUGAGAAUGACAGUGAAACGUGUCUCGUUUCAAGUGAUACUAAUGUAAGUGUAUUAAAUCGAACAAUUUGCAAUACGAAUGUAGAUACUAUUGUACCGCUUAUUUCGAACCAAGGUUCACAAGUUAGUUUAGAAACUGUACAGCAACAUAAACAAGCGUCUAUACAUAGUGUAAUUUCUAUGCAUACAGAAGAAAGGUCCAGGGCUCAACUAUUUUUUAAGGAGACUAAUAGAAUAGUAUAUAGUGUUGAUUUUGAUUUAAAUAAUAUGAAUAAAAACAUUGAGAAAAUAUCGCAAAAUGAUAUCACUAUUCUGAGUCAACAUACUGAUGAUGAUAAAAUUGGUAAUGAUCAUACAGACGAUUCUCUAACAUCACAGAACGGUUUAAAAAAUUUAAAUAGUAUGAACAGUCCAAAGAUUAAUAAUGUCACGCGUGUCUCGAAUAUUACAAGGUUUAAUGAACAUAGUAUCCUAAGUAAGCAGAUCGAUGCGUGCAAUUCUAAAAAUUUCAUUCAAUGCAUAGCGUUUCAAGAAAAUACUGUACGUCGUAAUGGUGAGACUAGGAUAAAAAAUAAUGAAUUUUGUCUCAAAGUGAGUAUAGAUUUGUGUAAGAUACAAAAUCUAAUUGACUCUAAACCAGAAUUAUUUAAAGAUCCAAAGCACAUGAUCAAUGGCAUACGCACACAAAUCGAUUAUCUGACUUAGAUAACUAUGUUUGACAAUAUAGGAUACUGUAAUAUUGAGAAUAGAAAUAGGGUGAUUUCUAGCAAGAGACACGUAUGAUACAGUAUAACACAGUGAACAUCAUAUUACAUCCUUGUUAUUUGUCAAUGUUAAACAAAGAUGACAUGAUCACUACAUCAUACUGUGUCGUCUGUUGACAAGCACCAAUAAUAAUUACCCGCCUAAAAAUAGGGAAUUAUAGUACUCAAAUUACAUCAAGCGAAUGCAAUAAAAUAUUAUCUCCGAUGCAAAUACGUAUCCUAAAAUAUCAAGUUUUAAAUCAGGGAUUUAAAACAUUUCAGUAAAAAUACCUCAGACAGAGAGUUAACGAUG